AUGCGAAGUGACAGCGAUGUCAGCGUGGAGGAAACACAGCACCCGACGUUGCAGCGUCAGCACCAGGAGAUGGACCAGGAUGAAGACACGUCGAAGGAGGAGAAGGAAACUCCCGAGACCAAAGACGAGGACAACAAGGAGGACGCCGGCCAGCAGCCUGAAGAGGACGCAGAUCCCGAAGCCAUCAACGUCCGCAUCCUGGACUUAAACGGAAAGUUCUUUAACAUCCCAUGUCGCCUGGACUGGACCGUGGCCCAGAUGAAACAAAAGGUGUUGGAGAGUACAGAGGUGGCUGUGGCAUCCCAGAGACUCAUCUACCGUGGCCGAGUGCUAGAGGAUGAGUCCACGCUCGAUAGCUAUAAGGUCGAGGAUGGACACACUAUUCACCUCUUUGUAAGGGCCGCGCCCACACCCGACCCCGAGAUCUUAAAUGCUGAGCUCAAUGCCAAUGGGAGCUCCAGUUCCGCCAGAGAUGAUGGCAUCACGGUCGUAAACAUCAACAGUGACAUUGUAUCGUCGGCCGUGUUCCCGUCCGACUCGGCCAGACGUGUAGACCCGUUGAUGCUCGACUCUCCUUUGGGUAAUUGUGCACGUCGCGUGAAACUUUGGAGUUCGUUCCUGUUGAUUAUCUACACUAUGAAGGUCAUGGGCCAGUUUGCAUUGCUCGCCAAUGACCAGCAACAACGGGCCGCUCAACGUGAACAGGAAGCCGCGGGGGCCAGCGAGACGGACCAGCCAAUGAACCGAUACGACGAGUACCCGCAGUACUACACGCCCGACCCUCUGAUUGGUGGCCUCGAGCUCAUGGUGCAUUGCUUCGGCGUGUACGUGGGUUGCGUGGGCUUCAAGGCUGCACACGAUACGGACAUUCGCCCCAUUCGUUUCUACUGCCGUGGUAUUGUGUGGCUUGCCAUCUUGACUGUAGCAGAGCAGAUUUACACAACGGUGCAGAUCUCGGAGACGGACUUUCCAACGGAGCGAGUGCAGUACCCCUACGGCGGACAGGGCCCAACGAAAGACGAUAUCGUGUCGGCCAAUAUAUUCCAGACGAUCAUGCUUGUGGUAAUGUGGAUUAUUGCUAUUCGCCAUUCAUAUCUGCAUCAGCGGGAGGUUUCCAUCUACAACCAAUCGUUCGCUGCGGCCGCCAUGAAUGCUGCACCUCCUGUUCACCUGCCUGAGGUGGUGUAA
Molecule: messenger RNA, 1188 nt
Organism: Phytophthora infestans T30-4
Lineage: Eukaryota; Oomycota; Peronosporomycetes; Peronosporales; Peronosporaceae
Product: ubiquitin family protein, putative
Exons: 1
Coding region: 1-1188 (395 amino acids)
Cellular component (GO): BAT3 complex
Molecular function (GO): misfolded protein binding; polyubiquitin modification-dependent protein binding
Source: RefSeq, a predicted model, not a curated record